Molecule: messenger RNA, 648 nt
Organism: Alternaria burnsii
Lineage: Eukaryota; Fungi; Ascomycota; Dothideomycetes; Pleosporales; Pleosporaceae
Exons: 2
Coding region: 1-648 (215 amino acids)
Source: RefSeq, a predicted model, not a curated record
AUGCCUUCCCUCACUAGCAUUCUCGCCCUCGGUGCGCUCACUACCCUCGCCGCGGCCGACAACAUCUACACAUACACCAAGCCUGGCUGCACUGGUCCUGCCUUCUUCUUCAAAGACAUCGACCAUAACGUCUGCGCCGUGUCUAUCACCGGCAAUGCUAGCUCCACGGCCGAUGCGAUUGCAAAGGGUCUGACGACCGUUGCAUCCGGCAAGCUUGAGGUUCAAGAGACGGGCAAGAAGCACUUCCUAGCCUGGGACGAAGGCCCAGCCUCCAACGCAGAUGGUCCCCUCCAAUGCGGCACCAUCUCAAAGAACGUUGCUGUCAAGGAGCGCGAGACCUGCAUCUCCGGUUCUAUCCAUGGAUUCUCUUGGACUGAGCCCGGUGCAGAUGGCAAUGACUCGAACGACUUUGAUAUGGAUGAUGAUGAUGCGGAUGAUGUUGACGACAAGGUCAAGCGUCAAGCCAACGACGACCCCAUCUGGACAUGCACUGGUUCUACCGAUCCGGAUGCUGUACACAUUGGCGGCAAGUACUACAAUGUUGAUGAUAUUCCAGUGGCAGAUAAAGAGGCGCUGAUGGAGUGCGCGUGGAAUGAUGUCACUCCGGGUGCGGAGUUUGACAAGUACGUCUUUACACCUGACUUCUAG